AUGACGACUACACGCACAUCGAGACUAUGGCUUCUUGCUGAACCACCGGUCUGUCUCCGAUGCAUGCACCGAAGUUCCGCCUCGGGUUUACGAUGGACGUCUUCCGCAUCGACCGUGGCUCCUGCGACUCCUCUUCUGACCAAGAUUAAGAAUGAUUUGAAAGCUGCCAUGCGAGCGAAGGACACUGCGAGAUUAAGCGUUUUACGCGCCACCAUCUCCGAGAUCAAUCAAGCCGCCAGUGGACCUACCCCGAUUAAAACCGAUAUGCAGGUUCUUGCUCUGCUACGAAAGCGAAAAUCUGCUUCCGAAGCGGCGGCAAAGGAGGCCCAAGAAGCAAAAAGGCCCGAUCUGGUGGAGAAGCAAGAGAAGGAGAUGGCCGUGGUGGACGAGUUGACGUCCUCGGUUCGGAUGAUGGAUCCGCAAGAGAUGAGAAAGAUGGUGCAAUCGACCAUAGAGACGCUCAAGGGCUCUACGCAGGGCGAAUUGAAGCCUGGAGUCGUCAUGAAAGAGUUACUGAAGCCCGGAGGGGAGUUGACUGACAAGCAGCUGGAGAGGAGAGUGUUGGCAGAACUGGUCCGAGAAGAACUCAGUAACCAGACACCGUCAUGA
Messenger RNA from Rhinocladiella mackenziei CBS 650.93, 609 nucleotides. RefSeq lists its product as uncharacterized. Gene Ontology annotation, cellular component: mitochondrion. The record is from RefSeq and is a predicted model, not a curated record. The coding region runs from base 1 to 609 and encodes 202 amino acids. Gene Ontology annotation, molecular function: carbon-nitrogen ligase activity, with glutamine as amido-N-donor. The transcript is spliced from 2 exons. Lineage: Eukaryota; Fungi; Ascomycota; Eurotiomycetes; Chaetothyriales; Herpotrichiellaceae.